Zea mays is the source of this 1339-nucleotide messenger RNA. RefSeq names its product rae1-like protein. Bases 81 to 1118 code for a protein of 345 amino acids. The transcript is spliced from 11 exons. The record is from RefSeq and is marked provisional. Gene Ontology annotation, molecular function: protein binding. Lineage: Eukaryota; Viridiplantae; Streptophyta; Magnoliopsida; Poales; Poaceae.
CGAAAUCCCCGCGACCUCCCCUCCCCGUCUCCCCUCUCCGCUCCCAAAUUCGUCGAACGCCACCCCACCCGCCCACUGCAAUGGCGAGCUUCAAUCCCGCCGGCGCCAGCGCCGCCAACCAUAAUCCCAACAAAUCCUUCGAGGUGACUCCGGCGCCUGGGGACUCGGUGUCCAGCCUCAGCUUCAGCCCCAAGGCGAACCACCUCGUUGCCACCUCAUGGGACAACCAGGUUCGGUGCUGGGAGGUCAUGGCUGGUGGGGCCUGCCAAGCGAAGGCCUCCAUUUCGCACGAUCAACCGGUGCUGUGCUCGGCUUGGAAGGAUGAUGGGUUGACUGUUUUCUCAGGAGGCUGUGAUAAGCAGGUUAAAAUGUGGCCCCUGCUCUCAGGUGCCCAGCCCACGGUUUUCUCAGGCCAUGAGGCACCUAUUAAAGAACUCGCUUGGGUGCCACAGAUGAAUCUUCUUGUCAGUGGGAGCUGGGACAAGACUUUGAGGUACUGGGACAUUAGGCAACCCCAACCAGUGCAUGUUCAGCAACUUCCUGAGCGUUGCUAUGCUCUAUCGCUUUGUUAUCCUCUCAUGGUGGUUGGCACUGCUGAUCGCAACGUAAUAGUCUUCAAUCUGCAGAAUCCACAGGCUGAAUUCAAGAGGAUUACGUCACCUUUGAAGCUCCAGACAAGGUGUCUUGCUGCAUUUCCUGAUCAACAAGGUUUUUUGAUUGGGUCUAUAGAAGGACGAGUUGGUGUUCAUCAUGUGGAAGAGUCUCAGCAAGGAAAAAACUUUACAUUCAAGUGUCACCGCGAUGGCAAUGAUAUAUACGCUAUUAGCUCGUUGAACUUUCAUCCUGUGCAUGGUACAUUCGCUACUACAGGCUCUGAUGGAAGUUUCAACUUUUGGGAUAAGGACAGUAAGCAAAGGCUGAAGGCUUAUAAUAGGUGUCCAUCCCCCAUCACAUGCAGCGCAUUCAAUCAUGAUGGCUCUAUAUUUGCUUACGCGGUAUGUUAUGAUUGGAGCAAAGGUGCUGAGAAGCAUAAUCCUUCUACUGCAAAGACAAAUAUAUUUCUACAUAGUGCACAGGAUUCUGACGUGAAAGGAAAACCCCGCGCUGGAAAGAAGUAGGCGUAGCAAUGAUAAGUCAGUGACUGGUGAUCGUAGGACAGCAAAUCAGCUCUCUUCUCCUGAUAGUUAGGGUAUUUCUUGACAGUACACUAGACUAAAAGCAUGUCCUUUUAUCACAACCAUUGCAUUUGCCUCUUUUGGCUAAGUAAUUUCGGUGGCAGUGCACUUACGGCGGGUUAUUUCUAAAAUGGACCAUCUGCUGGGCGGGGGCAUUGUUGUUC